CUGAUAUUAAAAUAAAAAUAUUACAACUUCAAAAGCUGUCUAUAUAAGUUGCACAUUCCGUUGUGAGAGAUAACAUAAAAUUUUCAUAUUACAAUUAAGUGAUCAAAUUAAAUGGCUCAAGCAAUAACAGUUCUCCUCGUUCUUCUCAUUAUUUCUCCGGCAGCAUUAGCCGUCACAUACACCGUCGGCGACACACGAGGCUGGAGUACUGGUUUCGACUACACCACCUGGCACGCCGGCAAGACUUUUACUACGGACGACUCCCUUCUGUUCACCUAUGGUCCCUCCCACACGGUGGAUGAAGUAAAUCAAGCCGAUUAUCUGAGCUGCAGCACCACUAGCCCGAUAUCCUCCUCCGCCACCAGCCCCACCACCAUUGACCUAACCGAAGCCGGUACGAGGUACUUUAUCUGUGUCACCAAUGGCCACUGCGCUCGCGGUCAGAAACUGGCUGUCACCGUCACCGCCGCGUCCGCCACUCCCGCCUCCCCACCACCGCCCGCAGGCGGCGCCGCCCCUUCACCACCCACACGAACUCCCACCACUCCGGCUACUCCUACAACUCCUACAACUCCGGCGACCCCCGGAACUCCGCCACGCACAGGAUCUGCUCCCCCACCGCCGAGUGGUGGUGCCGCCGCGGCUUUGAGCGGCAGGAGUACUGGAUUGGUGGCUGGAUUAUCAGUUGUUUUGGUGGCUGUGUUUGGGUUGAUGGGCUAGGCAAGAGGCAGUGCUAUUUUUUUUUUAUUUUUUUUUUAUUUAAUAUAUUUUUUUUUGUUUGGGUUUGAUUUGUGAUCACGUUGUUUGAUUCUCAUGUUGCUAAUUUUUUUUUUAAUUACUAUUAUAAUUGGUUGCUUUUGAAUAACACUUUAUGCACGUUAGGAUUUGUUUUCUAUUAUGUUUAUGUAAAUUGAGAGAUUAUUCAAUAAAUGGUAUUUCUUAUUGUUAAAAAG
Erythranthe guttata (spotted monkey flower) is the source of this 953-nucleotide messenger RNA. RefSeq names its product mavicyanin. Gene Ontology annotation, molecular function: electron transfer activity. NCBI's taxonomy places the organism in Eukaryota, Viridiplantae, Streptophyta, Magnoliopsida, Lamiales, Phrymaceae. The record is from RefSeq and is a predicted model, not a curated record. Gene Ontology annotation, cellular component: plasma membrane.